Messenger RNA from Chenopodium quinoa (quinoa), 1769 nucleotides. RefSeq names its product OTU domain-containing protein 3-like. Bases 167 to 1306 code for a protein of 379 amino acids. Lineage: Eukaryota; Viridiplantae; Streptophyta; Magnoliopsida; Caryophyllales; Amaranthaceae. The transcript is spliced from 12 exons. Gene Ontology annotation, biological process: protein deubiquitination. The record is from RefSeq and is a predicted model, not a curated record. Gene Ontology annotation, molecular function: cysteine-type deubiquitinase activity.
CCUCUUUCUUCUUCCCUGGUAAUUUAGUUCAAUUCAACAGAGCAGAAAGCAGAGAGCUCAGUUGCUAAUUUGCUUUGCAAAAAGCGUCGGAUAUUCAGUUGCUUUGCAAAAAGCGUCGGAAAUUAAUCAAACUAAUUGAGUUUAAGCUAAAUCGUACGGUGAGAGGAUGGUUCAAGCCAAGCAUAAAAAAUCCAAACCUAAGAAACUAUCACAAGCCAAAAAGCAUGGAAAGCAGGGUGACAUCUCUAACUUCCGUGCUCAGCUUGAUUUGUUGGAUUUGAAGAUUAUCCAAGUGACAGCUGAUGGCAAUUGUUUCUUCAGGGCUUUGGCUGAUCAGUUGGAGGGCAAUGAAGAGGAACAUGAAAAGUAUCGUCGUAUGGUUGUGCAGUAUAUCGAGAAAAAUCGUGAACUAUUUGAGCCAUUUAUCGAGGAUGAUGUCCCUUUUGAUGAAUACUGCCAGUCCAUGGGAAAGGAUGGCACAUGGGCUGGACAUAUGGAAUUGCAAGCAGCUACCCUUGUGACUCAUACUAACAUCUGUAUUCAUCGUCAUAUGUCACCUCGAUGGUACAUACGAAAUUUUGAUGACCAGGGGGCACGCAUGAUUCAUCUGUCUUAUCACGACGGAGAGCACUACAACAGCUUAAGAUUAAAGGAAGAUCAGAGCUGCGGACCUGCUAAACCUAUCGUGAUUAAGGCUGAUGAUAAUCUUACAGCAAGUGCACAACAACCAAAAUCUGCAGGCAGUCAAUCAAAAGCAAAACAUUUAAAAUAUGUUGUUUACGAAGGGGCCCUUAAAAUGGUCAUGGCAGGCAGUGGUUGUGAUGAUGCUGAAAAGGUUGAGCAGGUUUUAUUGCAAGUGGAUGGUGAUGUUGAUGCUGCAACUGAGUUCUUGAUAGCAGAACAAGAAGCUGGAGAAACAUUAAAGGAAAAUGGUGUUUGUCAUGAAAAAGAUAAAAUUGACGAAGAUGCAAAGACAAAAUCUAAUAACCAUGUGGAAAACAUAGUUCCUUUAGAGAUACAAGAACAUUCAACUGACAUUGAAGCUGUUGAUAGUUCCAAAACAUCUAGCAAGGUUGACAAGAAAAUUCCUAAUAAUAAGGUUUGCCCUUGUGGAUCAAAGAAAAAACAUAAGGCGUGUUGUGGAGCAGCUUCUGGAAAAACCUGUUCUAAAGUUGUAGUUGACAACGAAGUUCAUGCUAGAAGGGGUAAAAGGAUGAAGCAAAGGAAGAAGGUCAUACCAAUUACCAAAGCAGGUUCCUGUGGGUCAAACAGUAAUUUGCCUGAUAUGGGUGCAUUGUGUAUCUGAUUAAAGUGUGGUAAACCAUACUCACUCCGUAUUAUAAACACGCCGAUUACCCAUGAAAUCUGUGAAAAAGGCAAUGUUGUGACUUGUGAUUGUCGUAGCAUAGAAUGUUUCCCUAUUACAUUAUUACAACAGCGCUUGACGGUUUUGACAAGAUAUUGGCAUCUCUGGGAUGUUCGUGAUUAUCUUUGUAUUUAAAACGAGUAGAACGAAAUGACACUAAGAUUGCAGUGAGUCGGUGACUUGUGAUACGAGGUUAUGAUGUUUGGCUUCUGGCUGAUAGCAUUAACUCAAAAGGAUUUGGAUUUCAAUACUUCCUCUUCUACUUGUUUCGUUACAUCCUUUUUACCUCCUCGUGAAGAUUGUUGCUUGCUUGUGAAUAACUAAAGUUGUACAUUAGCCUCUGAAUUCAGGAUUUUUGCCAAUGAGUUGUUUGAUUAAAUUAGACACACGAGUAUUAUGGAUA